AAUUAAAAAAAAAUUGAUGAACUACUAGCAGUCAGCAGACUAUGCAAACAAAUUGGCAUUUUCUCACCAAAAAUCCAUAAAGCGGGAAUUCUAUUGAUCUUCAUCUUGUUUCUCCAUAAUCUUCCCAUGCUUAUAAAAUUGGACCAACAUUAAUGGCAGUGAUUACAUUAUUAGCUCGUCAUCUCCCCAUUAAUCUCACUUCAUCAGAUACGCCAGAUGGAAGAAAAUGCAAGUACACUGGUCAAUCUGUGAGAGCUAUUCCAAUUAGGGUUUUAACAGUGGGGAAAAAACGGUCUCGUGGAGUACAGCUAAUUGUUGAUGAAUAUAAAGAUAAACUCCAGAAUUAUUGUAGUGUUGAUGAUGUCUUAGUCCGUUCUAAUCCGAAAAAUGCACGGGAUGUCAAGGCUCAGAUUGAAGAGGAAGACUUUGCUGUUGUAAACCUCAUCAAGUCUAAUGAUUGGGUUGUGAUCUUGGAUGAGCAUGGACUGGAUGUAGGCUCAGAGAGGUUGGCUGAGCUUAUUGGAGAUGCAGGGUUGACGGGAGCUUCAAGGAUGACCUUUUGCAUAGGUGGACCAUAUGGGCAUGGGAUACAAUUACAACAACGUGCUAAUCUAUCAAUAAAGCUAUCAUCUUUGGUCUUAAAUCACCAGAUUGCUUUAGUUGUACUUAUGGAGCAGCUAUACAGUCUUACAGAAUUUUAUAUGUUCAGAGCAUGGACUAUUCUUAAAGGCCAGAAGUAUCAUCACUAAGAAUCUGUCUUCACCUUGAUGUCUUGGCAGAUCUCUCCUGCUAUCUUGAUAUUUUCCGGGUACACUCGACAUAGGUCUGUACUCGACCAAUGUCCGCAGAACGUGGUCUUGGGACAUGGUAUGAAGGCAUGCUGGAGGCAGAAGCACUUGAUGUGGGGAAAUCUGUAGUGUAUAGAAAAUGCAAUGUUCUAUUGCAAGUGGGCAACUCUGAGGAUUUUCUGGUUUCAGUGAACUGUGAAGUGAUAAUGGUGCAGAAGAAAGGGUCUUUUCUGAAUGCUUCGGAAUCUGCUGUCUCUGGAAAAAUAUAUAUAUAUAUAUAUAUAUAUAAAAUGUUCAUACAAGCUCUUCAAUAGUCUAUUAAUGAAGAUAAUUUCAUUUUCUAGUCAUUUAGAAAGCAACAAAAACUUGAGUGAGAUGUCUACUGAUUGUCUCCUGGUGAGGAUUGUAGAUUGGGCAAUGAAAAUUAUUUUUUGCUACAGAUUCUAAAUGUGUUGCUAACCUCCUGCAUGAGCAUGGCCUCUCCAGAACCUAAUCUUUAGAAGGAUACUGUAUUCACACUGUCACACUGUCACACUGUCAGACGUUCCCUGCAAACAAAUUGGGAGUAGUUUGGAGUAAAGAACAACUCAUUUUAAUUUAUUGGAACUUGUUAGAAUAUUAUUUGUACUUAUUCACAUUCUUAUGCAACUUUAAUCUCUUUGUAAAUUAUGAAGAUCUCUAUCUUAACUUAUUGGAACUUAUUGAUAUUA
This is a messenger RNA of Beta vulgaris subsp. vulgaris (sugar beet), 1498 nucleotides long. RefSeq names its product putative RNA methyltransferase At5g10620. Gene Ontology annotation, biological process: rRNA processing. The record is from RefSeq and is a predicted model, not a curated record. Gene Ontology annotation, molecular function: methyltransferase activity. The coding region runs from base 153 to 749 and encodes 198 amino acids. The transcript is spliced from 8 exons. NCBI's taxonomy places the organism in Eukaryota, Viridiplantae, Streptophyta, Magnoliopsida, Caryophyllales, Amaranthaceae.